AUGGAGCACGACGAAAAGGCGCUAUCUGUCGACUACCUGAGGUCGUACCAACAACAGGUGAAGAGGGCGUCUAAGAUCGUUAUAGUGGGCGGAGGAGCGGUUGGAGUUCAAAUGGCCACAGACUUGAAGGAGGUCUACCCGGAGAAAGAUGUUACUCUCAUCCACUCUCGGGACAGGCUCAUGCAGCUCUACCAUCCCAAGAUGGAUAAGGUUAUUAGGGAUCGGUUUGACGAGCUUGGAGUGAAGGUAAUAACCGGGGUACGCGCUGUUGUUCCCGAGGGAGGGUUCCCGAGUGAUGGAACACCUUUCGAGCUCGAGUUGAAAGACUCCAGGAGAAUCCCGGCCGACCUCGUCAUUCCGGCCACUGGCCAGACCCCAAACAACCAGUUCGUAGAGACUUUAGAACCUACGACCGAAACACCCAUCAUAAACCCUGCGAACGGAUUCCUCAACGUCCAGCCAACUCUCCAGCUGAAGGACCCAGCCUAUCCCAACAUCUUCGCUGCUGGCGAUAUCGCUGAUACCGGAGCGCACAAGGCGGCACGGCCUGGAAUGGCCCAGGCCGAAGUUGUGGCAAAAAAUAUCUUUGCCAUGAUUGAAGGACACGAACCAAGUGAAAAGCUCCAAAUAAACCCUCCAGCGAUCCACUUGACCUUGGGUCUGAAAAAGAAUAUGAUUUUCAGGAACCCGGCGACGGCCAGCGGAGCUACCGAACCGUUUAUCAACAUGAAAGAGGAUGGCGCGGAGGAUAUGAAGAUCGAGAGUGUUUGGGAGAGACGGGGAGUCAGAGCGGUCAAGCCAGAUGAUUACCACCUGCCCAGUUCGACACCAAGUGGAACAAAAACAGGAAACUGGGCUGACUGGUACUACCAAUGCGUGCCGGGUGCGGCUCCGACAACGCCCUCAACCACCUCCACAUCCAAGUCUUCCUCUGCCGGCGUGACCACAACCCCUGGUACUGUCUCUAGCUCCCGCUCUACUCUCCAGACGAGCACACGGACCGGAACUGGCUCCUCCGCCGGACCGACCCUUGUCAGCGGAUGGUACUGGAUCCGUGCCGUCGCCGAGCCCAAUUACCACAAGUACCUCCAGUCGAAGCCGGCCGGUUCACCCUCCGCCGCAUACCUCGACGAUGGUGCCAACGCUGGCCAAUUCAACAUCGUCAACGGGCAGCUAGUCUUCAAUACCGGGUCCACGACAUUGUACAUGCACGUCGAGAACCCGUCCGACAAGACGCAGAGGGUUUUGGAGACGUGGUUCGAUGCGACGCCGAACAGCUACGGCAAGUUCGCCUUCCAGGGCGAUACUCUCACGUGGCAUGCCGACGAUAUUUCGCGGCAGAACGAGGCGGCGUGGUAUGUCUGUGAGGGCCAGCAGCUGUUCAUUAAUACUGGCGCCUACCUGUACCAAACGCCUGCAGGGUGUGCGGACCAGACCAUUCACUCGUAUGGUGGUUCGACAGCGGACCUCUAG
Messenger RNA from Scedosporium apiospermum, 1473 nucleotides. RefSeq lists its product as uncharacterized. The record is from RefSeq and is a predicted model, not a curated record. The transcript is spliced from 6 exons. The coding region runs from base 1 to 1473 and encodes 490 amino acids. Gene Ontology annotation, cellular component: cytoplasm. Gene Ontology annotation, molecular function: flavin adenine dinucleotide binding; electron-transferring-flavoprotein dehydrogenase activity. Lineage: Eukaryota; Fungi; Ascomycota; Sordariomycetes; Microascales; Microascaceae.